CGUUGAUGGGGUCAAGGCUUGUUAAACACCAUGUCUCUUUUUAAAUGUCUUUUCGUUUUAGCUCACCUUUCCCAUGACGACGCGUGCUUGCUCGAUUUCAUCGACUCUGCAUCAGGGGUCAAACCAGUGCUCGGUUACAGAACUCACCCAACAAGAAAGAAGACAUGAUGAGCUUCUAAGCCAAGUGUUCAGAUCAAGGACGCCUAUAGGAUCAACUACGGUAGAAGAUCUUUCAAUUGCAUGCAUACCCACUCUACUCCAUGAAUACAAAACAUAUCGAAUUACGUUUGUUUUGUCGAGUUCAAUAAAACGAAAUAACGAUUGAUCGACCAGAUCUAUGUAUCCACAGACAGUGUAAAUAAAGCGGAUAAUCAUGUCUUUAAACAGUGGGAUGUGCUAAAUAGACACAUCCUGAUCGGACAAGGGACUUGCGGGGUCUGUCUGGAUGAAAGUAAACAACAGACACAGACAAGGCGGAAGUCAAUGGGUCGGGGACACGCAUGCGCACUCUGUCUGCUGACAGUGCUAUGCACUGUACCUCUCGUGCACGCUCGGUAUGGCUCAAUCACGAAACAAAUGCCAGCGUGUUACUCUAAUUCUAGAAGAUGGGGGUCAGAGACGGAGUGCCAGCAUCCCCGGUACACCAGCUGUGGGGUGGGGGACAAGCACAUCUGCUGCAGCCCCUACCACUACUGUUGUAAAGUGAACAAGACCUGGCGAGCAUGCUGCAGAAAGACGUGGUGGACGGGGUUCGAGAUCACCAGCAUCACAUGCGGUAUCGUCUCCUGGGUGAUUGUCUUUGUCGUCGCCGGCCUCAUGGUGUACCGGAGUCCCCGGCAGCUGUGCACACGUAACCAGGUAGCCCCUUCCACUACCCGUGCGACAUAGACACAUCCUCCUGCAGGGAGGAUACAGCCCUCAACAUUGUAGACCGUGCAUAGCGAAACGAUGUCUUCUAAAAAACACAUCACAUAUACAUGUAUAAUGUUGUUUGUUUUCGUUGUAUAUAUGAGAACAGAGAGAGAGUGCUUUGUAUAAAUAAUACUAAUAUUAAAUUACAGUUUGGGACAUGGUGAAUAGCAUAUUUUCAAUAUUUCUUAUAUGUAAAAAAUGAAAAUGGUCAAGUAACCUUAAAAUACGUUGUAAAACACUUUAUAAUAUGUACAUAUUAUAAACAAAUAAAAGGUGAAGCCAU
Molecule: messenger RNA, 1195 nt
Organism: Dreissena polymorpha
Lineage: Eukaryota; Metazoa; Mollusca; Bivalvia; Myida; Dreissenidae
Exons: 6
Coding region: 484-888 (134 amino acids)
Source: RefSeq, a predicted model, not a curated record